Molecule: messenger RNA, 1995 nt
Organism: Bactrocera oleae (olive fruit fly)
Lineage: Eukaryota; Metazoa; Arthropoda; Insecta; Diptera; Tephritidae
Source: RefSeq, a predicted model, not a curated record
UCGUGUACUUUGAAGCGAGUUAAGACCUGGCCCCUGAAAAGGCUAAGCAGCUGAGGAAUUUAUUGAAAGAAUUGAUGUGCGUCUACAACUUGCGCUGAGCCAGAGCGAACAAGAUUUCAAAUCAAACGGUUCCAGCUGCCGGCGCCUAAAGAGGAAGUGUCACAAUCACAUCUGUUAGAUUUGAUGGACAUUUCUCUGCUCGCCAGGAGUAUUUCAAGUCCACCAUUGGGCGCCACACAAUUUACUGAAAUCAUUUUGUAUCUUCAACACAGCAUGACUACUCGAUGAAAUGGAUCCUCUGUCGGAUUACGAGCAAACAACUGAAAACACCGCAAUCGUUUUUAGGUGAAAAUUCGUCAGAAGUUAAGUUGGAUAAUCUAAUAAAGCCCGCGCAAACGCAGUCACAAGCUGGCAAUGAUGCCUAAAAUCCAUUUAGCGAUACUGUUAUACCACCAAAAACAAAUAUAUUCAAACAACAACAGCCUGCGGUACCGCCCAUUAACCAGCUUAAACAGCAAAAGAGUUUUGCUAUGACUAUGAAUCAGGAUCCUUGGGCGCCGAUUGCUAACUCCACUAAUGUGUCUCAGUCCUCCAGAAACUUCUUCACUGAUUACGAUAGCGACGACUUUACAAGUUUAAAUAGCAGCAGCGAGCAUAAUCACAAUGACAUACUUAAAAAUAACAGUAAUAAUAGUAAUAACAAACAAGCCAACAACAACUACAAUAACAAUAACAAACCAGCUAUGCAAUACUCUAAAAGUGAUUUUGACGUCUUCAACUCCUCGUUUGCCAGCUCAAGCGACUUUUUUAUUUAUCCCAACAACAACAACAGCAAUAACAACAUUAAUAAAAGUCAACAAGAUGGACCAUACCAAUUCCAAACACAAGUGCAAAUUCAUAGUCAAAGUGUAGAUAAUAUACGUAAUAUGCAAAUUGCCAGCGGCAGUGACAGCGGCGUGCUGCCCACGUCAGCUACAACAAUGCAAACAACAUUUGGUAAUGCUGAUGGUUUUGGCAACAGCUUUGAUAACAAUAGCGGCGCUGAUGGUGUUGGCGGUGGCUCUCUGUUCAAUUAUGGCUUCUUCGAUGCGAAUUCUUCAAUGAACCACAACAACAACUUUGUGCAUAAUCUCGAUAAUAAUGCAAUAUUUUCGACGUCAACCUUAUCGUCAUCGUCAUUGGGCAACUGUAAGCUGGAAAACAACAACAAUAUGCCUUGGAUGUCCCCGGAAGCAGCAUUGUCGUCAAAUCCAUUCUUAUCGUAAAGUGGUUUCUUAAAUGCGGAAAUUUACAUAAGCCGGGCUAUAAAACAGCGUGCGCGAGCUAGAGGAAUAAAGAGUUCUUUUUUUUUUAUAUAGAUAUACGCAUAAAAGAAAGAAAGACUAACCCAAAAAAAAUCAAAAAUAAUGAUAGCAAGGAAUAUAACUUUAAUUGUAAUAAAAGUUUGAAAAGCGGUUAGGGCAAUUGUAAUUGAAACAAAGAGAGCGCGCAACAAACUGUUGUGAGCGCAUGUGCGCGUGUGUGGGUGUGUUUAUAGCGCCAAGAAAUUGAGAUUUGUUGAUACUUAAAAGGCAAUGUAAAGAGCCACAUUGCGCUUUACAAACGUUACAUGAGCAGCAAAACCAAAAGAAAGCAUCAGUCAGAAAAUAAAUUAGAAACAGCGCUCAACCAGUUUUGAAUAUUUGGAGUGCAAUUAUAUAUAUUAUAUUCAGUUGCUCGACCAAACCGAGUUCGCUUACUUCCACUACAAUGCUCCCCAUUAAAAAAAUAAUAAAAUAUAACACUCCUGUUGCAUAAAUAUUUGCUCCACACAGGCGACAUUAAAUUGAAAUUUGAAAAUAGGCCGGUGAAAAUGGUAAACUAUACAACACUCAAGCUUAGCAGAAAUAUAAAAACAACAAAAACGAUAAGAAAAUCAACUAAACUAAUAUAAUUUCUUAUUUAUUUAGAACAUAAAAAUAUAUACAAAACCAAAAAAAUUUUAUAAAAACCAAA